AUGAGGGGGGGAGUCUACCACGCCCUCUCCCAGAAGGAGGCCAAGGAGCUGGAUGUGCAGCGCCCCGGAGCCCAGCGCGCCGAGGCCUUCCUGCAGGCCUUCCUGCGGCGCUGCACGCCGCACCUGAGCCCGCGCGCCCGCGAGGACCAGCUGCAGCGCAAGGCCGUGGUGCUGGACUACUGCGCCCGCCCGAGGCAGCGGGGGCCGAGGCGGCGGCCCCGGGGCCUGUCCGCGCGGCAGAGGAGGGCGCUGCGCCUCUUCGACAUUAAGCCGGAGCAGCAGAGAUACCACCUCUUCCUGCCCCUGCACGAGCUCUGGAAACAGUACAUCCGGGACCUGUGCAACGGCCUCAGGCCAGACUCGCAGCCCCAGGCGAUCCAGGCCAAGCUGUUGAAGGCAGAUCUCCAUGGCGCCAUUGUUUCCGUCACCAAGUCCAAGUGUCCCUCCUACGUGGGGGUCACAGGGAUCCUCCUGCAGGAAACCAAGCACGUCUUCAAGGUCCUCACCGAGGGAGACCGCCUGAAAGUGAUCCCCAAGCUGGGCUGCGUGUUCUCUGUGGAAACCGACGGCUUCGUCUCCUACAUUCACGGGAGCAAGUUCCAGCUUCGGUCGAGCGAGCGGUCCGCCAAGAAGUUCAAAGCGAAGGGAACCAUGGACCUGUGA
This is a messenger RNA of Pipistrellus nathusii (Nathusius's pipistrelle), 663 nucleotides long. Lineage: Eukaryota; Metazoa; Chordata; Mammalia; Chiroptera; Vespertilionidae. The record is from the annotation of a GenBank genome assembly.